Messenger RNA from Rotaria sordida, 744 nucleotides. The record is from the annotation of a GenBank genome assembly. Lineage: Eukaryota; Metazoa; Rotifera; Eurotatoria; Philodinida; Philodinidae.
AUGAAACUUCGUUCACAUGAAAUACUUUCAACAAAUAAAAAACCAUUUGGAUCAUCAUCAUCAACACAUCCUUCACGUUUUAAACAAUUAUUUCAACGUAAAAAUUUAUUUAAAAAAAAAUUUCAACAACAAUCAACAAAUCAACAUAAUUUUGUUCAUACAAUACCAGCUUAUGUUCGUAAAAGUAUAUUUCGUUUUUUACUUGAAAUUAAAUCUUCAACACCAUCAUCAUCAUCAUCACCUCCUCCAUCGUCUUCUCCUUUACGACCUAUUCGACAACCACCAUUAAUGGGUAUUCAAGCAUUAAAAAAUAAACAUCACCAAUUAAAACGUUCUUUACGAAUACAACAACAACAACAACAACAAACUGUUAUUGAUAAUACUAAAACUUUCGAAGAUUAUCAACAACAAGAGAAUAACUAUGAUAUGACUAUAUUACAUACAAAUAUAGAUAAUGCUAAUGAUGAUGGUGAUGAUGAUGAUGAUACAUUAAUAUUUGCAACAAAAACAAGUACAAAUCAAAAGAAACCAAUACCACAAUGGGCAAGAAAAAAUGAAUUACAAAUUGCUAUUUGUAAUCAAUUAUAUUUUCAUCGAAAUCCAAGUGAAAUAUUUGGUAAUACAAUAGAUUGUUCACCAGCACAUUUACGUACAAUACUUCAUUCAAUGUUACCUAAUGUUGAAUUAUUAGAUGAUAGUGUACAUCAAUCACCAUGCAAUAGUAACAAAUCUAUAUUGAUUUAA